UUUUACAAUUAUUUUUUACAAUUAUUUUUUAUUUUAUUUUAUUUUAUUUUUUUUUUUUUAUUUUAUCUCUUUUCGUAUAUCGACUCUUGAAUUAUAAAAUGAAGGAAUUAGAUCCUCUUACUUUUACAGUUGAACUCGGUCAAUUUUAUGAAAAGUCAAAAACAUCAGGCAAUGUUUACGUUACAAUGAAAAGAAUGACUGAAGAGAAAUUAAUAAAGGUAGCUAAAAUGAAAAAGGAAAUACCUAGAGGAGGUGAUGCAGUAAUUGGAAACUUAGACAUAGAUAAUGUUCAAUACCCAUGUCUCGUUCGUGCAACUUAUAAAAAGAACAAGAUUAGUACUAUUAUUGCACCUGAUGAUUUUAAUAGAUUUCAAAAUGCGUAUAGUACAAUUAUUAGAGCUUAUAUGGAUACAUUGAAAAAGAGAGAUCGUUCCAAGAAGAUAAAGAAAGUCUCAAAAUAAUGAUUACAAUAAUAAAAUAGAUGUUGUAAAAAGAAAGGAGUUAAAGAAGAUACUUUAAUUUGUAA
Cokeromyces recurvatus is the source of this 526-nucleotide messenger RNA. Its product is annotated as signal recognition particle, SRP9/SRP14 subunit. Gene Ontology annotation, molecular function: 7S RNA binding; endoplasmic reticulum signal sequence receptor activity. The record is from RefSeq and is a predicted model, not a curated record. NCBI's taxonomy places the organism in Eukaryota, Fungi, Mucoromycota, Mucoromycetes, Mucorales, Mucoraceae. Gene Ontology annotation, biological process: SRP-dependent cotranslational protein targeting to membrane. Gene Ontology annotation, cellular component: signal recognition particle, endoplasmic reticulum targeting. The coding region runs from base 99 to 461 and encodes 120 amino acids. The transcript is spliced from 4 exons.